Limulus polyphemus (Atlantic horseshoe crab) is the source of this 2766-nucleotide messenger RNA. Its product is annotated as 2-aminoethanethiol dioxygenase-like. The record is from RefSeq and is a predicted model, not a curated record. Bases 14 to 745 code for a protein of 243 amino acids. Gene Ontology annotation, cellular component: mitochondrion. NCBI's taxonomy places the organism in Eukaryota, Metazoa, Arthropoda, Merostomata, Xiphosura, Limulidae. The transcript has a single exon. Gene Ontology annotation, molecular function: oxidoreductase activity, acting on single donors with incorporation of molecular oxygen, incorporation of two atoms of oxygen.
CUUCACUACUAAGAUGGCUGCAUUAAUACAAGCUGUUGCGCGUCAAGCGCAAGCUACUUUUUCACGUAGUAUAACAGAAGAAACCUUUGGUGAGUAUUUUUCAAACCUACAUAAACUUGUUAACCAGGCUAGAGCUGCUGAUGUUAACCUAAAUCAAGAUUUACUAAAGAAUACAAAGGAUUAUUCACUACUGAAAUCCAAAGGCAUUAUAGCUCCAGUGACGUAUGUUGAAAUGUACGAAGAUCAGACGUUUUCUAUGGGUAUAUUUGUCGUGAAAAACGGUGCAAAAAUACCACUACAUGAUCAUCCUCAUAUGUGUGGAAUCUUGAAAGUUUUGCACGGGAAAUUAAGCAUCUCAAGUUUUAAUUCUUCAUUAACGAAUGGCAAAGAAUACAAAUCUCCAGAAGAAAUAUUAUCAAUGGUUCCUCCAUGGCAAAAACAUCGUCUGUUUCCAGCAAAACAAAACAAAGAUAUUGUUGCAAGUCCCGAUAGUGAACCGUGUGUCCUUACACCAAAAGAGGGUAAUUAUCAUGAAAUAACAGCUCUAGAUGGACCUGCUGCAUUUCUUGACAUCCUUGCACCUCCAUACGACAUGAAGGAAAGAGACUGUCAUUACUAUCGUAAAGUAGGAGAAACCCGGCAAGAAGGAAAAGAUUCUAGAAUUUCGUGGUUGGUUGAAAUACCUCCACCAACAGAUUUCUGGUGCAAUACAUCACCAUAUCUUGGCCCAGAUAUCCACAUAUAACCCUGUAUAUAACAUUAUUCAGUGCACAGUUUUAACUAGAAACCAAAUGUAUUGCUCAGUUUAAGUUUUGAAUCAAAUCUUGCAAAUUAUGUUAAUUUUAAAAACAUAUUUCUUUAUUGCUUUCCUAUUGUUUUAAUGGAGUUGAUCCCAGAAAAUGUUCCUAUUUGGUAAGGAACUAGUUGUUUUGGGAAACACCUAGUGGUCUGUAAAAUUCAAUGUUUUCUGUUGAAUUACAAAACGUAAUUGAUUUUCAUAUAGCUUCGAUUGAAUAUAUAAAGUGUACAAAAAAUUCAUUAAUUCAGAUCAAAAGUUAUAAUGUCAUGGCCACUUUGAGUGAAAUGUGUGUAAAUAAAAUAGACUAUACCAUUAAUUCUGUUAAAUUAAGUGUAGCAGCCUAAACCAUGAAGUAAAAGAUAAAUGCCAGCUUUAUUGAGAAGACGUCAAUGUGUAGGUUUCGAAUGUGUUACUUUGCUGUUAUUCUAAAUUAAUUUUGUUGUUGUAAGUGUGACUUUUGUCAUAAUUUUUAUUGCAAAAAAACAGUUAAACUUAUGAAUUUAAUUAAUUUGACAUAUAUAUAUAGUCAACUUGACACACAAGCAAGUAAUCAACAUAAAAUUGUAAGAAUAGACAUGUACAUUUAUUUACAGUAUUAAGCUAGGAUGUAAAAUACAUAUCAGUAAGUUUCACCAAAAAAGCAAAAUAUAUUUUCAAAUAUGACAGAUUUCAUUCUGAUCUAAAUAAUGUCUGAACAUAUGUUUAUAGUAAAUUAACUUUGUAUGUUAAAUGGCUUAAUUGUUAUGUACACCAUAUUAAUGAUUAUUAGGGAAACUAUAACAACAAUGUUAGUGAUUGGUGUUUUUAUUUACAGUUAAGAAGUGUCAACUUACUUUGUGUAGUUAUAUUUCACUGAGAAAUGUUUCAAAAAUGUUCAUAAUUUCAUCUUUAUAAUAACUGAAAAAAAAAAAGAUUUUCUCUGAAUUUUUCUUUUUCCUUGCAAAUACGUAGUUUUGUGUUUGAACUUGAGCUUGCUUAAGGGAUGUGUAUCUUUGUUUUGGUUACAUUGUGAUAGUAAACAGUUAUGGAAACCAUUUGGUUAUAAUUCAAAAGGCUUUAGUUUCUAUGAUUAUUAGGAAUUGUGUAGAAAAAAGUGCUUAUGUUAAGUAAUACAUGGUUAUGAAGAUUAAGUUUGUGAAGUUGACCAUACAAAGUGUUCUCAGAUAUAUAUGCAUGAAAAUAUAUGAAAAAAUAAUAUUAUUAUUAUUACAAUUAGAUUAUAUUCUAUUAAACUAUUUUUCAGUGUUUUUAGAUACUGUGUUCUUGCUAACUAAAAUGUGAUCUUUUUUACUCUGCUUUCUUCACAAAAUAUUACAAACAUUUUCCCCUUUUUUUUUAUAAUCACCAAGUGAUAAACUUUCUUUAAAUAUUUAUUACAUGUGAAUUAACUUCUUAUGUACUUUUGUAAAAAGAGUUAGGAAGAUCAUAUCUAACUGUGAACAUAUUUUGUGAAGGAAAUAUUUUUGUCUACAGAAGAACUUUCAAAUACACCAGUUUUUCUAGUAUUUUGAAUAUGAACAUUUUAUAUGUUGAGUACGCAUAACUGUAAAUGCUAUCAGCACCGGGCCACUUCAACAUCGUACAGUAACAUUGAACUGUGUAUGUAAUUUAGUGUAGUUUUCCAUCCAUGUAAUUGAUCCAUAAUCGAAAAAUAUUUUCCUUUCAACAAGAUUCUUGCAAUUGUACGAUCUUAUUGUUCCUUAGAAACAUCUGGCUAUCAAAAAUAACAUAAGAACCAAAUCAUUUAAAAUACAGUAACUGAUGCAAAGUGCAUUUUACUAGGCUUUGUUUUAAAAUAUAAUUGUAGGGGAAAUUAAAUUAAAGCUACAAAGACCUUAGAAAGAGUAUGAUUACUGAGUACAGUAAAUCUGUAAACAUUUUGCAGCAAUGUUAAAGGACUGGCUCAGUCCGUAGAACAAAUCUGUGUAACAUCUAUGUUUGCCUAAUAAAACGUAAUGUCUAUAAUA